Molecule: messenger RNA, 2668 nt
Organism: Danio rerio (zebrafish)
Lineage: Eukaryota; Metazoa; Chordata; Actinopteri; Cypriniformes; Danionidae
Source: RefSeq, a predicted model, not a curated record
GCAGUGUGAAAGAAGCCGGCAGUCGCUGGUCAGGACUCAGGAGAGCUUGCGGUGCUGUCUGACGCUCUGUGGUGCUGAAAGUGCCGCCCGCCGCGAUGUGGUCCGUGUUUUUCGUUUUUCUGUCUUAUCUAGACAGAAACUUUGUUAAAGGAGAGUUCUUGAGCCAGACUUUAGAUGCCGAAAAGGAGAGCAAGGAGCUCUUUUACAUGCUCAACAACACUCUUUGCGCCAAAAGUUCAGUUGUAGGAGAGUACCACCUCCAUCAGGUCACCGAUGGGGCAGAAGAGGUCCGCUCUGUGCAUGACUCCGAGGGGCGCCUGCUCGACUGCUCAGUCAUCCAAAACCAAAUGCAGGUCAAAUCCUUUAUGCAUGUCUGCAGACUUGGCCUAAGAAACCAAAUGAGCUCCGACCUGAAGAUGAGCUUGACUGGGGUGUCCGAAGCGAAGGCGAACUGUAACAAGCUGAGAUCAAAAGGAGCCAAGAAUGUGAUACCGACGACAAAACAAGUGAAAGAGGCGAGCAACAAGAAGACGCGAACCAAGCGAGGCUUCACUUAUCCUGGCACUCUUUGGUGUGGUGCUGGAAACAUCGCAGAUCAUUAUGAGCAGCUGGGCGAGUUCGAAGAGACUGACAGAUGUUGCCGCGUUCACGAUCACUGCCCAUAUGUCAUCCAUGCGUUCUCCUCCAACUAUGGAUAUACCAACUUUAAAUGGCACUCACUCAGCCAUUGUGACUGCGACAAUGCCUUAAAAGAAUGCCUGAGGCUCGUCAAUGACACCUCCUCCCGAGUGGUUGGACAAGCUUUCUUUAAUGUGAUCGAAGUGCCUUGCUUCGAGUUUUCAUUUGAAGAGCAGUGUGUUGAGCGCCACUGGUAUGGUGUGUGUAAAAAGUAUGAAAGAGUUCCUGUUGCAGUGAUUAAAGAAUCAAUCCCGUAUGACUUCGGGGGUAUUGAUGUCAUUGACGUACUGACUCUCGCUCCUCUCAAGGGAAAGCAGUCAGACAAAGAGAUGCAGAACAAGACUGAAAGCACAACAGAGUCAACGUUCCCAAAGACCACGAGUCCCGAGGAGCCCUCGCUUACAAAUGUGGUGACGGCCGCAGAGGAUUUCAUUAAAGUGCUCGCCACAGUCUCCACCUCUCAAAGCUCAUCCACAGAUGCAGGGAAAGGAGAAACUCAGACGUCAGAGAAGAAGAAGAAGAAAACCUCUGGCAAAAAGAAAAAGGAGAACAAGAAGAAAAGGGGCAAGGGUAAAGGCAGGAAGAAGAAUAAAAAACUUGAUGCUGUGUUAAAAGUCGAUGAAGGUGCGUCCGGUGCGACAAAUCCAAAUGAAGAAGUCAUGGGUAAGAACAACUACAUGGAGGAAACACCAAACACAAAUCAAUUAAGCGUAAAAGAAAACAAUUUCAUGAACAGCGAGCUAGACGCAGUAGGAAAUGGGGCGCUUUCUAAUAAGAUGAUGAGGGAUGAUCCUCAAAGGUCGAAUGAUAAUCGGGAUGCUGAUCAAUCCUUAGUGAAGACUGGUAAAGAUCCAGAGAUUCUUGAGUACAGGCAAGUAAAUGACACUGAGUUGGUUUCUCCCUCACCUAGAGAUCACAUUACCCCCGCCAGCCGUGAAAAGAACAGAGCCAAGCUAAGACAAAGAGGCGGAAAGAAAAAGCAAAGAAAAAACAAUCCUUCCACAGAAGUUUCCCAAGCUUAUUUCAAAGAAGAAACACUUUCAGUAAGUGCGCCCGAAGGUGCUAGCCUUGCAACAUCAACCACAGAGAGCCCCAUUACACUGGAGGUGACACAAAGUACACAGUACACGGACGAAAAGGGACUAGUAGGAACACCUGUUAAAUCCAAAACACCAAGGCAGAGAGAGGGAAGAAAGAGACAAAGGAAAGUCAUUGCUUCCUCUAACGAAGAACUCCCUCGUGAAUCUACCUCUGAAGACCCUCUAUUGUCCACAAGCACUGUUGAACCGACUGACUUGCAAGAGAGACUGGGAUUGGACAAUCUUGAAAAUGCACAACAGAGUUCGAAGGACAUCAAGCGAGGGCGGCGUGUCAUCAAAAUCUGCUACGAAGCCGUUUUGCCUGAUGUUGCAGACACGACACCCCUGCCGACACUAAUCGAAAAGGACAAUGAGUUUCAGUUAAAGGACCCGGAGGUACAUACAGUGAUUCCUAAUCUACAGACUAACACUCCGUCCAUGCCUCCCCGCAGACUUGGAAAGACCAAAGUGAAGAGAAGCAGAGAGAGAGGAGCAGGAGAAAAGCAUGGAAAAGUUAAGAGAGAGUGAAGAUCACCUCAUCUUCUAGGACAGUGUUUCUCAAGCACGUUCCUGGAGGGCCACCAACUCUGUAUGUUUUGCAUGCCUCCUUUCUCUGUCACACCUCUUAAAGGUUUUUCAGUCUCGACUACUGAGCUGAAGAUCUGAAUCAGGUGUGUUUGGUUAAGGAGACACAGAAAAUGUGCAGAGCUGGUGGUCCUCCAGGAACAUGGUUGGAACAUGGAACAUGGUUGAUCCGAAACACUGUCAUCCGAUAUGAUGUUUUUAAUAAACUGCAUGUUUUUAUCUUCUGUUUUUAUAGCUCUGCUGAUGCUAAACUGACAAAUCAGAUCAAUUCUUGAGAAGCAUUUGUUUCUCGACAUGAUUGCCGAAUAAAGUAAAUAUGAGCACUG